Molecule: messenger RNA, 396 nt
Organism: Caenorhabditis bovis
Lineage: Eukaryota; Metazoa; Nematoda; Chromadorea; Rhabditida; Rhabditidae
Source: the annotation of a GenBank genome assembly
AUGAAGGAUGUGUUGUUAUACGAGCUUGAUCGAAUACAUGAAACUGCUGUCGCAAUAUCUUAUCGCGCAAAUUUGCCACCAGAUGAUUUCUUGCGGGAGAUUUUCAAUUCCAUUGCCGCAACAAAACAAAAUUUGGAAAAUUUGUCAUUUCUGGGAAAUCAUUUCGAAUAUCAUCAGCAAAUUAACGAGUUUGAGUCAAACAUAAAAUGUCUUGAACAAGAUAUUCAAAAUUACUACAAUCUUGAUGAUGUUGUGGAACUUCCCGAUAUUGUAGAAAAUGAAGAUCAUAGAGUUGAAAAUCAAGAGGACGACUCUAUUGAGGAGGAAGAGGAACAAAACGAGGCAGAUGAACAUGAAGAACAAGCAGACACCGAAGAUGAGCUGCCUAUUCUUUAA